AUGUCGUCGGUCGUCGGUCGUCGGUCGUCGGUCGGCUGGGGCCAGCGAGGGCUUGGCGGGGCCAGCGACGGGACAGGGACAGGGACACGCGUCGACUUCACCGCGUCGGCGCGAGAUCAGCUGCUUCUCCACGCGACGCCCGACCCUGACGAGCGACGCUCCACAUCCGCCACUUCCCCCCGCCGGACGCAGCCAGACGUUGCCAGACGUUGCCAGCCGUGCUGUGCCCCGGCCAGCGCCACGAUGCCGCCGCUGCCCGACGGCAAGGUCUACUCGGCGACGUACAGCAACGUGCCCGUGUACGAGGUCAACGUCAACGGCAACCAUGUGAUGCGCCGGCGCGCCGACGACUGGAUCAACGCAACGCACAUCCUCAAGGUGGCCGACUACGACAAGCCCGCGCGCACGCGCAUCCUCGAGCGCGAGGUGCAGAAGGGCGUGCACGAGAAGGUCCAGGGCGGGUACGGCAAGUACCAGGGCACCUGGAUCCCCCUCGACGACGGCCGUCUGCUGGCCGAGCGCAACGGCGUGCUCGACAAGAUGCGCGCCAUCCUCGACUACCUCCCCGGCGACCGCAGCCCUCCGCCGGCGCCCAAGCACGCCACGGCCGCCUCGAACCGCAUGAAGCCCCCGCGACAGAGCGCCGCCGCCGCCAGGGCCGCCAAGAGCGCGACCGCGGCUGCGAAUGCCAUUGCGAGCGCCAAUGCCGCCCAGAAGCACGUCUACUCGCUCGAGUCGAUCCAGUCGUUCGUCGGCGCCCACUCGCACGCCAGCGACGACCCCUACGACACCCACUCGCAGCUGCCCUCGCACGCGCACUCGCACGCGCACUCGCACUCGCACUCGCACUCGCACUCCCACUCGCACGUGUUCCGCGACGACACCCCCGACAACGAGACGGUCGUGUCCGAGUCGAUGCUCGGCGACCACGACCUGCUCGACGCUGCCCACUACUCGGCCGACAGCCGCAAGCGCAAGCGCGGCAUGGACCAGAUGUCGCUGCUCGACCAGCAGCACCAGAUCUGGGCCGACCAGCUGCUCGACUACUUCAUGCUGCUCGACCACAAGGACGCCUACUCGUGGCCCGAGCCGCCGCCGGGCAUCAACCUCGACCGCCCCAUUGACGAAAAGGGCCACGCCGCCAUGCACUGGGCCGCCGCCAUGGGCGACGUCGCCGUCGUCAAGGAGCUGAUCCACCGCGGCGCCCGCAUCGACUGCCUCUCCAACAACCUCGAGACGCCGCUGAUGCGCGCCGUCAUGUUCACAAACAACUUCGACAAGGAGACCAUGCCCUCCAUGGUCAAGAUCUUCCAGCAGACCGUCCACCGCACCGACUGGUUUGGCUCCACCGUCUUCCACCACAUCGCCGCCACCACCAGCUCCUCCAACAAGUACGUCUGCGCCCGCUGGUACCUCGACUGCAUCAUCAACAAGCUCUCCGAGACCUGGAUCCCCGACGAGGUCACGCGCCUGCUCAACGCCGCCGACCAGAACGGCGACACCGCCAUCAUGAUCGCCGCCCGCAACGGCGCCCGCAAGUGCGUCCGCUCCCUCCUCGGCCGCAACGUCAGCGUCGACGUGCCCAACAAGAAGGGCGAGACGGCCGACGACCUGAUCCGCGACCUCAACUCGCGCCGCCGCAUGCACGGCCGUCCGCGGCAACCAUCCUCGAGUCCCUUUGCACCGCCGCCUGAACACCGUCUCAACGGCUUUGGACGGGACCUCGAAGGCGGGCCUUUGCUGCCCGUCCAGCUGCCCAACGCCAGGGCAGAGCGCUCACCACCCCACCAAUACCGCAGCCAAACAGCAUCCCACCUCAUGACCAAAGUCGCGCCUACACUACUGGAAAAAUGCGAAGAGCUAGCCCUGGCCUAUGAGUCCGAACUGCAAGAAAAAGAAGCCGAGUCUUUUGACGCCUCGCGCGUCGUCAAGCGGCGACAGGCCGAGCUCGAAGCCGUGCGCAAGCAGGUCAGCGAGCUGGAGAACCGCGUGCUGGAUCUCGACGACGAAGACGUCGACACACGGCAAGAAGACGAGCUGAGCCAGCUAGUAGCCGAAGCCGAAAGCCUGCUCGAAAUCGAGCAAAAAGCCGAACUGCGCCGUUUGCUCUCGGCCACGCCCCAGCAGGCCGCCUCGACCUCGACCUCGACCUCGACCUCGACCUCGGACGACGCACACGACAAGCUCCGCCUCGCGCUGCUGCUCUACCGCGCCCAGCUCGAGCGCAGAGACCUGGUUCGCGCCGUCGUCGCCAACCUCAGCGUUGCCGGCAUGAGCGAGCGACAGGGCGUCUACAAGGGCCUCAUCGCAAAGGCCCUCGGCGAGCGCGAGGAAGACGUCGAGUCCAUGCUGCCCGAGAUCCUGCGCGAGCUCGAGGAGGCGCAGACCCAGGAGCGCGCCGAGGGGCUGGAGACGAGUCCGCUGUGA
Messenger RNA from Ascochyta rabiei, 2427 nucleotides. Its product is annotated as Transcription factor mbp1 (MBF subunit p120). Bases 1 to 2427 code for a protein of 808 amino acids. The record is from RefSeq and is a predicted model, not a curated record. The transcript has a single exon. Lineage: Eukaryota; Fungi; Ascomycota; Dothideomycetes; Pleosporales; Didymellaceae. Gene Ontology annotation, molecular function: protein binding; DNA binding; transcription regulator activity. Gene Ontology annotation, cellular component: SBF transcription complex; MBF transcription complex.